Molecule: messenger RNA, 4254 nt
Organism: Candidula unifasciata
Lineage: Eukaryota; Metazoa; Mollusca; Gastropoda; Stylommatophora; Geomitridae
Source: the annotation of a GenBank genome assembly
AUGGGAAACUGCAUUAAAAUGUAUGAACAAAAUUAUGAUUCUGCAAAUACUCUUGAUCAGAUACACACACAUGCUGAAAGUAUAUCCAAUGUGUUCAAUGCUAGGGUUGAAACCAAUAAAGAUUGUAUUGUUUCACCAUAUCAUAAAGGCAGCAGUGAUACUGGGGAAAGAGAACUUAAUAAAGCUGAUAGUGAAUGUGAAAAAUGCCUUUGGAAAGAUAGUUUACCUCAACGUUCCUUUCUAGAUGAUACAGAAGGAAAAGAGGUUGAACAUAUCUGUUACGUAAACAGCUUUGAGAAACAAUCAGUCAUUAAGUCAGUAAGUUACAUGAUGAAACAAAGAAUCACUCAGCAAAUUGAUAAUUUAUCAGUGGGAAACUUUCAAGAAGAAAAUGAACAAGCAACUGAAAGAACAGAGCAUUUUGUCCAUGAAGAGAAAGAUAAAUCAUGUUAUCAUGUUUUGACACCAUUGGUUGACAGUGUGAUGGGCAGUAAACAUGAAAGUUUAGAAAGCGCUAACAUUUCAGAAACUGUUUGUGAUUUUCGUAGCUUUCCAGCACCCAAAAGCUUUACAUUCAGGAAUGAUAAUCUUUCUCUAGGUACAACUAUAAAAACUAGUAAUCGCAUCAACUCCUUCGAAGAAGCUAUGUUUAAGGCAGAUGGUAGCUCUCAAAAUCCCACAGCCACACUAUCCAGUUGUCUGCUUUUGCCAUUAAAUAAUUUAAGUAGUGAAAACAUCCAGAUGGGUUUCUCAGAUCAGAAAAAAACCAGUGAAAUACAUUGUCAGAGUUGGACAAAAAACACAGGGGAUUUAUUGAAGGUUCCACUACCAUUAACCACAUUCUCAGAGGACAUCCAAGGUGGAACUUAUUCACAAGUGAAUCUUGUUAUGGAGAAUGCAAUAGAAUCAUCUGAUACUGAUAAGCUAAGGACAGGUGACCAGCAUAAAGGUGACAAUAAUGUUUCAUCUGAUGAGUCCACCCUAACAGAUGCUGUCUCCAAGAAUAAGUUUGACAUUUUCAGAAAUAAUGCUAAGGAAAAUGAUGAUGGGAAGAACAAGCAAAGUUUAGUCAGUAUUGAGAUUGCUGAGCAUAUCACUCAUAAUAAGCUUAGUGGUGAUAAGUUUCAGUGUGAGAAGGACAUUGAAAAUCACAAUUAUACUAUGAACAACCAAUCCAGCAAUGCAACAGCAAAAAGUGAAUGGAUAAAUAGGCGCUUCAACAGUGAAAUCAUGUAUUGUGAGUUCCAACAAAUUGACAACAUGUUUGAUGAUAAACCAGAAGAUAUGUCUGGAUUGCAAUUGCAGGACACUUUGUGUGCUAAACAUGAACAGGCACCAUGUGUUGUGACAUCUGAUGACCUUUUCUCUGUAAAUACUGACUUGGAUAUGAAAAGCAACUUUUUGUCAGACAUCUUUACCAAUAAACUGUCAGAUUUAAUAGAAUGGGCACCUCAUACUGCUAAACCCAAGACUCCUGAUGGGAAGGCAGUGCUCCAAAAACAGGAACAGUACCAACGAAGUAUUAGAGAUCUUAUUACCAAGAUGGAGAAGUUGAAUAUUGCAUUGGUUCAUUGCCUUGAUGUUCCUCUGGAGACAGGCAUCAUACAGUUUCAGGUAAUUCAGCAUGAAAUCAGCGGCUUAAAGGAAGAUAUUUCUCAGGUUCGGUGUAUUGCUAAUCAACUGCUGAAGUCUCCAAAUGUAGCAGCACAUAAUGCAGUAGAAGCAACCAUGAGAAUGUUGACUGACAGGAGCACAGAUUUGGAAACUUUGGCAGAAAAUACAGGCAGGCAGCUCCAGGGGCCUGCUGUAGACACAGAGAGUCACAAGCAGUUGGUUACGGCUAAAAUUUCUAAUGAGAGUUGGCAGAAGAUCUCAUCUUCUUCAGAAACAAGGAUUACUACACAGAGGGUUAAAGAAAACUGGGAUAAACUUUACCAAAUUCUUACAGAGAAGAAAGACAAUUCUUGGUUUGUUCUGAGAACAAGAAAGCCCCAGGAGCUGGUGACAGUUUCGGUAAAUGCUUAUCCCAGGCACACGGUAUGUUUAAGAGAGCUGCAAAAGGUGCAAAGAAAUUUAGUGGAUGUGAGAGGAUGUUGGAGCCAGUUGCAGAAAAAAGAAAAACAACUUCAGUUUAAGGAGAUUUUAUCCUUUCAACUGAAGUACCAGGUUAACCUACAGGAUGUUUCACAUUGGCUGGACAUGGUAGAGCAGCAACUGUUAUGUGCUCCCAUAUCUGUUGAGGAAGAGAUCAUACAUCAGAAUCUUUUAGGGCAUAUCAGUUCACUUCAAGAGGAAAUUGCUAACAUUGACAAACAAGUAAGAGCUUCCCUCACUUCACAAGAAAUUACCAGUGAAGAUCUUGAAAAGAUUACCACCACUUUGAAUACAAGAUUCAACAUGUUGAAGGAUGCUGUUCUUUCACAGCUUGAAGAGCUGCAACAUGACAGAAGUCAAUGGAAACAUGUUAAGGAUAAGAUUGCAGAAUUGCAAAACCUAAUGAUUGACACAGAAAAGCUUUUCCUAGCACCAGUUUCAGAAGAUCUAGAUCAGCUUUUGUCUGACAGCCUAAAAAUUGAUGCCAGGAUAAAGAGCUGUGAAAGCCAAAUAGAGGAAUUAAGACUUGAGAAGUCCAAACUGCUCCAGAGUGAUCUGACUGAGGUCUUCUUUGCACAGUUUUCAAACCUGCAAUGCAAAUUUUUAGAGCUUCAUGAGAAGGCCCUAGAAAAGAAAGUCACAAUCCAAAACUGUCUAUUUCUACAUGAUCAAUAUCAGAAGCUGCUGAAUGAGUAUGAGCUUUACUUGGCUACAGUUAAGGAUAAGCUUCAGUUUGAUUUCCUUGCAGCAAGAGAUUUAGGUCACCUCAGACAACAAUUGACUUCCCACAAGGAAUUAUUCGAUGACCUUGAAGUACACAAGACCAUACUGGAUUCACUAGCUAGCCAGUGUGAGAAAUCUACCAAGGCAAGGUUUCAACAACAGCAGUCCUUCCUCAGCAAUUUGACCCUUGAGCUUAUUGACCAGAGCAACUGUCAUGGACAGAGGCUGAGAUACCUGAUUCAUCAGUGGGCAGAGUUUGAUGAAAAGUAUUUGAAGCUUGAGAAAGUAUUAAAUACGAUUGAGUCCCAGAUGCCUGCACAAGUUCUCCGUGGAGAUUCACUGUCUGUUAUUCAGGAAAAGUGCAAGAAAUUCAAACAACUGCGUUCAGAACUGACAACAGAAAGAGGUUCACUGUUUGAGAUUGUGGAUGAAGGGAGGGAAAUCUUACACAGUGUCACUUGUCCUACUUUAAAGACAUUAGUUACUGGUCUUGCUGAUAAAUGGAUCGCCAUAAAUGAUCACAUUAACUGCCAGCUGAAGAGUGCUGAAACUCUAAGCGACCAACUAUCAACGUUUGAAACACAGGCAGCCAAACUGACAUCAUGGGUAAAUGCUACAGUGCUAAAGCUGUCUUACCUGAAACAACUCACUGCCCAAGAUCUUCAAGACAUCACAACAGUAAAAGCCAAAAUGGAAGAUGUCUUAGAACUCCAGAAAGAAUUUGACAGCAAGCAAAAGCUAAAAAAUAAAGUCACUAGUACUGGGGUCCAGAUACUGCUGAAUAACAUCUGUGAUCAACAAAGUUUAUCAGACAUACUGAGUAACAUUGAAGUAAACUGGCUGGAGUUGCAGAGCCAACUAUCUGAGGUUCACAGAUCUCUUCAUACAGUCCUGAUGCAUUCUACAUCAUCUCAUCAGGCACUUAAUGAAAUAUCUUUGUGGGUUGAUGAGAGAAAUACAAUCCUUCUGUCAGAUGCUAACAAAAAGAUUAGUACAGCCACAGAUAUUGAAAUCAUGGUUAACAGAUACAGGGUGUAUAAAAGUGAGCUGAGAGGCUGGCAAAUGAUGCUUGACUUUGUCAAUCAGCAAGUGUUGGAUUCACCAGCUGAAGAGCUGGAUACUUUACAAGAGAAGAUGGAGUAUAUAGCAACACUGGACAAACUUUACAAGGACUGGAGAAAAGUGAGCAGUGGUGUUAUGGAGAGACUGAAUUCACUUGAGGUUGUACUGUCUGACUGGGAAGUAUUUAAGACUUGUUUUGACAAACUUCAUUUUUGGCUGUUGAGUCAGGAAGAUAAAAUUCGGCAGUACAAAAUGAUUGGAUGUGAGCCUGAAGUAAAACAUGCGCUACAAGAACUACAAGCAACACAGGAACUGUUUCAAAUGAAAAAAGUCAGACUUGACCUCACUUAUGAACCUGGGAAAUCAACUGACUGA